UUUAAAUACGAAUCUCUACAAUAGUCUUUUUGGUCAUAUUUUCUGAAUUUUUUUAGUUCAAGUCCAUAUUUUUCUUGUUUUUUCAAUCGACUGAACCAAAAUUUUUAUCCAAAACAAAAAAUUUCUGAACACUAAUAGUAGUACCAACUAUAUUUCAAAUACUCCCACCAUUCCAAAUUGCUGGCCCCAUACAACAUGUACAAUUGUGAGAUCAAAUCAUCAAGAAACGAAAUAUCGUUGUGCAUGGUUUUUGAAACUAUUUUACACCAAAUUAAAGAAUCUAUGAAGUACUUUAAUUUGGUGCAAGUAGAUCCAAAAAAUGAACCACAAGAUCGAGUACUUUAUUUUUAUAUCUUAAUAAAAUCUCACAUCAUUUCGUGGGAGAAAGCAAUGUAAAACGGCCGGAGUAUAUAAUUUAGUCCAAAACCAUCCUUGCCUCUAAAAUCCGUUUCUUCUUCGCUUCUCAUCACACUAAAACAACCGUCCAACGGCCCACGACAGCCGGCCAACCAUCCCACCCAACUGACCCCAGUUGUUGACCUGCAACACUAUGCCCUCUCUUUCUCUCUCCUCCCAUUUCACAUCUCUCUCCUCCCCUCUUAUAUGCAAGUGUACAUGCCAGAAGGAUUGCUACCAUCUAAAAGAUAUACCAUUCAUCAACAUAUUUCCAAUUUCGUUGCAUUCAUAUAUAUAUUUGUCAACUGCAAUUUACUACCCAAAUCUUAUUGCAUGAAUUUGUAAGUUUUUACUAACAUAGUAUUUCAAAGGUUUCUUGUAAGUAAAUGUUUGACAAUUAAUAUUCUACCUAAAGUUGCAUUAUAUGCAUACGUGUCAAUAUCAUGGAAUAGAGCUGAACUUUGAAAUGGAGAAACACCAAGAGGAAAUCUUUCUAUCUUGGCCGGCAUGUACAUACAUAUAUAUGUAUGUGUAGAGAGAGAGAGAGAGAGAGAGAGAGAGAGAGAGAGAGAGAGAGAGAGGAGCUAUAUAAUUGCGUGAUAUUCUUUCACCUAGUCCACCAAAAUCCAGCUGGGAUUUACCAGAGAGAGAGAGAGAGAGAGAGAGAGAGAGAGAGAGAGAGAGAGAGAGGAGAUAUAUAUUGUAUUGGUCGUUAAGCAGGGAUGUGGUGGUGGUGGUUUGCCUUACUGGCGGUGAUCGGCGGCUGCCGUGGAGGAGAGGUUACGUAUGACAGAAGAUCGCUGAUAAUCAAUGGGCAGCCAAAGAUUCUAUUUUCUGGAUCCAUUCACUACCCUCGAAGCACUCCUGAUAUGUGGCCAUCUUUGAUCAGCAAAGCCAAAAGAGGAGGACUAGAUGUCAUACAAACCUACGUGUUUUGGAAUCUCCAUGAGCCCCGACGCGGACAGUAUGAUUUCAGUGGAAGACGUGACAUUGUAAGUUUCAUCAAACAAAUUCAAGCACAAGGCCUCUAUGCAAGUCUCAGGAUCGGACCCUACGUGGAAAGUGAAUGGAGCUAUGGAGGUCUGCCAUUUUGGCUACAUGACAUACCGGGUAUAGUAUAUCGAUCAGACAAUGAACCCUUCAAGUUUUACAUGCAAAACUUCACGACGAUGAUCGUGAACAUGAUGAAAUCUGAAGGGCUAUAUGCUUCCCAAGGAGGGCCAAUCAUACUGUCACAGAUUGAGAACGAGUACCAAAAUAUAGAAAGGGCAUUUCACGAGAGAGGACCGCCUUACGUUCGUUGGGCAGCAAAAAUGGCCGUGGGACUAAAAACUGGCGUGCCUUGGACUAUGUGCAAGCAAGAUGAUGCUCCUAAUCCUGUGAUCAAUACGUGCAAUGGGAUGAAAUGCGGACAAACAUUUGUGGGACCAAACUCGCCGAAUAAGCCAUCCAUAUGGAGUGAGAACUGGACAACAUUCUAUCAACUAUAUGGUAAGAAUACAAGAACGAGGUCACCUGAGGACAUUGCCUAUCAAGUUGCCUUAUUCAUUUCAAAGAAGUAUGGGAGCUUUGUCAAUUACUACAUGUAUCAUGGAGGAACAAAUUUUGGGAGAACAGCCUCUGCUUAUGUACCAACAAGUUAUUAUGGUCUAGCUCCUCUUGAUGAGUAUGGCUUAAUUCAGCAACCAAAGUGGGGUCAUCUGAAAGAUUUACAUGCUGCAAUAAAACUAUGUUCAGAGCCUUUACUUCGGGGAACACCAACUUCAUCAUGUUUGGGUGAACAACAAGAGGCUGUUGUCUUUCAAACAAAAUCGGGAGGAUGUGCAGCCUUCCUGAUGAACAAUGACAGCAAAACGGACACAUUGGUUGUGUUUCAAAAUGUAACAUAUGGAUUACCUCCGAGUUCGAUCAGCAUCUUCCCUGACUGCAAGAACGUAGCCUUCAAUACUGCCAAGGUAACCACACAAUACAAUAACAGAUCAACAGUACCAGUCACCAAGUUAAAUACAGCCAAAAGAUGGAAACAAUUUACAGAGGCUGUCCCCAAUUUUGGUGAUACCUCAUUGAGGUCGGAUACAUUAUUGGAGCAAAUGAAUACCACAAAAGAUGCAUCUGAUUAUCUGUGGUACACGUUCCGGUUUCAGCGAAAUUCUUCUUCUGAUGAUCAGCCUAUGCUCAAUGUGACCUCUCUUGCACACGUUUUGCAUGUAUUUGUCAACGGACUACUCGUAGGAUCAGCCCAUGGAACUCCUACUUCAAGUAUUACCCUGGAGACCAAAGUUUCCUUGAACAACGGAAUCAACAAUGUCUCCUUACUGAGCGUGAUGGUUGGAUUACCGGAUUCAGGGCCAUUUCUUGAACAUAGAACAGCUGGAUUACGCAGAGUGAGGAUCUUAUUGAAUCAAGAUAUUAUAGAUUUCACUAAUUAUUCAUGGGGCUACCAGGUUGGAUUGCUCGGAGAGAAACUACAAGUUUACACAGACAAUGGACUGAGCAAAGUUCAAUGGAGUACAUUAAGCUCUUCAACUCAGCCACCCUUAUGGUACAAGACUAAAUUUGAUGCGCCAGGAGGUACUGACCCCGUGGUAUUAUACCUUGGCUCCAUGGGGAAAGGUGAAGCUUGGGUUAACGGCCAAAGUAUAGGGAGAUAUUGGGUAUCAUUCACUGAACCUGCAGGGAAUCCUACACAGACAUGGUACAAUGUACCACGAUCUUUUCUUAAACCUGUAGGCAAUCUAUUAGUUUUACUGGAUGAAGAAUAUGGAAACCCUCUUGACAUUGUCAUUGGCACCACUAGGAUCACAAAAGUAUGUGGGCAUGUGUCUGAUAGUCAUCCACCUUCAGUCACAUCAUGGAAGGGACACUACCCCUUUAGUAAGAAGUACAAAAAGUAUCGAGGCAAGAGGCCAAAAGUUCAACUUUAUUGUCCAAGAAAAACGAAAAUUUCGGGGAUUAUUUUUGCAAGCCUUGGAACCCCUUGUGGUGAUUGUGGAAGUUAUGCUAUCGGGAGCUGUCACUCAUCUAAUUCAAGAGCCAUCGUGGAGAAGGCUUGUCUAGGGAAGACGAAAUGUUCCAUUCCUCAAUCAUACCAAAUUUUUGGUGGUGACCCAUGUCCAGGCAUCCCCAAAGCUCUGUUGGUUGACGCACAGUGCGAAUAACCAUGUUCAAUUCAUGCCAUUUAUUCGAAGAAUUUAUAGCCAAAAAAAAGGGUAACAAAAGCUUAAUUUAGCAAGUCAUUCAUAUAUGUAAGUCAUCUAUUCAUGGUGUCAGAUUGAUGAUUAGAAAUUAAAUAAAACAUACUCCCUCCGUCCACUUUUUAAAGUUCAAUAUUCUAUUUUGGGUUGUCUCUUAAUAAGUGUCCAUUUUAUAAAGUUAGUAGGUAAAAAUUGGUAUAUUUUUCAUUUUGCCCCUAAAAGUAGAUUUCAUUUUGAAAAAUUAGUGAGUACCCCAUAGAGGGCAAAUAGGCAAAAUGGAGAUAAAAGUUGAUGUGAAAUGUGUAAUGAUGAUGUUUUCUUAAUAAGUUGGAGUUACGAAACGGGAUAUUUAAAAAGGGACGGAGGGAGUAGUAGAGAUCAUUUUCAUGAUCUCAGCAAUUCUACUUAACUGUUAGACAAGUUUGUUGACAAUAUGAGAUUUAGAUCUCUUCUAUUUGAUAUAGAGAUAUAUAUUCGAAACAUUUACUUUUAUUUACGAUUGGCCCACAAAAAUUACAUUGAAAUGCUAAAAAAAAAGUAGUUAAGUAGAUAUCUAUUCAUACUCAUUCUUCCUAAUUUUUUAUCCUUGUACUUUUUGGGAUUAUUUACUUUUCGUAAUUUGUUGUUUGGAUUUUCGUCAUAAUUCUUGGGGGAGGAAUUAGAAAACAAUAAAAAUAUGAACCUAAGUUGAAAAAAGUUCGAAUAGAACGACACUAAAGACAAAAAGAUCACUUGUUUCAAAUAUGAACCUAAGUUGAAAAAAGUUCGAAUAGAACGACACUAAAGACAAAAAGAUCACUUGUUUCAAAUUUCUUCUGUCUUUAGUGAUAUUUUUUCUUUUGAUCGUAAUUUUUUACUUUUCAAUCUCCUCUCAUCAGAAUGAUUAAUUCAAAAAAAACAACGUGAAUCCACAAAAAUUUAAGAGGAAUGAAUAAAUUACCAAAACAAAAAAUUAAGGAAGUUUUUUUUAAGGAAGUUACAGUUGCUUUUUUUGUCAUCUAUCUUCAUCUUUUAUUCUACAUUGGAGAGAGAGAGGACUAAAAAUUUGGUCUUUGGAGACGAAUUGAAAUCGUCACAUAAUGCAUGUUUUUUGUUGCCAAUAGUAUAUAGGUGACGAAAUUAGUUUUGCCAUCUAUAUAGGUUGUCUCCGAAAGUUACCUGGUGAAAAAAAUCUUGUUUCGUCACCAAUAUAAGUAAUCGGUAAUGAAAUUUUUUGUCUCAAAAGACAUUUUUAUAUGGGAAAA
This is a messenger RNA of Rhododendron vialii, 4834 nucleotides long. Its product is annotated as beta-galactosidase 16. Gene Ontology annotation, molecular function: beta-galactosidase activity; carbohydrate binding. The transcript is spliced from 19 exons. NCBI's taxonomy places the organism in Eukaryota, Viridiplantae, Streptophyta, Magnoliopsida, Ericales, Ericaceae. The record is from RefSeq and is a predicted model, not a curated record. Bases 1119 to 3554 code for a protein of 811 amino acids. Gene Ontology annotation, biological process: carbohydrate metabolic process. Gene Ontology annotation, cellular component: vacuole; cell wall.